This is a messenger RNA of Chaetura pelagica (chimney swift), 3237 nucleotides long. It is a transcript of the gene SLC38A10, whose product is annotated as solute carrier family 38, member 10. The record is from RefSeq and is a predicted model, not a curated record. Gene Ontology annotation, molecular function: amino acid transmembrane transporter activity. The transcript has 15 exons. Gene Ontology annotation, biological process: amino acid transmembrane transport. The annotation marks the transcript as partial. NCBI's taxonomy places the organism in Eukaryota, Metazoa, Chordata, Aves, Apodiformes, Apodidae.
UGUGGCAUUGUCCUGGGAGCUCUGCUCCUCGUUUUCUGCUCCUGGAUGACUCAUCAGUCCUGCAUGUUCCUGGUGAAAUCGGCCAAUCUCAGCAAGCGCAGGACCUACCCCGGCCUGGCAUUUCAUGCCUAUGGGAAAGCAGGGAAGAUGCUGGUGGAAACAAGCAUGAUUGGGCUGAUGCUGGGAACCUGCAUUGCUUUCUACGUUGUCAUUGGUGACCUGGGGUCCAACUUCUUUGCCCGGCUGCUUGGAUUUCAGGUGUCGGGCAGUUUCCGGAUUGUGCUGCUCUUCGCUGUCUCACUGUGCAUUGUCCUUCCCUUGAGCCUCCAGAGGAACAUGAUGGCCUCCAUACAGUCCUUCAGUGCCAUGGCUCUGAUCUUCUACACCGUGUUCAUGUUUGUGAUUGUGCUGUCGUCCUUCAAGCACGGCCUCUUCAGCGGGCAGUGGCUGCAGCGAGUUAGUUACACUCGCUGGGAGGGCAUUUUCCGCUGCAUCCCCAUCUUUGGCAUGUCUUUUGCCUGUCAGUCUCAGGUCUUGCCUACCUAUGACAGCUUGGAUGAGCCGUCCGUUAAAAUCAUGAGCUCCAUAUUUGCUUCUUCCCUAAACGUGGUCACCACCUUUUACAUCACGGUGGGCUUCUUUGGCUACGUGAGUUACACUGAAGCCAUUGCUGGGAACGUCCUGAUGAACUUCCCUUCCAACCUGGUGACAGAGAUGAUCCGAGUGGGAUUCAUGAUGUCAGUAGCAGUGGGGUUUCCCAUGAUGAUUCUCCCAUGCAGACAGGCACUGAACACCCUUCUCUUUGAGCAGCAGCAAAAAGAUGGCACCUUUGCUGCAGGGGGCUACAUGCCCCCCCUUCGCUUCAAAGCCCUGACUCUGGCUGUGGUGUUUGGAACCAUGGUAGGAGGCAUCAUGAUCCCCAACGUGGAAACAGUCCUGGGCCUGACAGGUGCCACCAUGGGGAGCCUCAUCUGUUUCAUCUGCCCAGCUCUUAUUUACAAGAAGAUCCACAAGAAUGCACUUUGUUCACAGGUGAUCCUGUGGAUUGGCCUGGGAAUACUGGUUAUCAGCACAUACACCACCUUGUCUGCAACAGAGGACACCCCAGGGAAGACAGAAGCAGUGGGCUUGGAGCACCUGGAUAGAGAGGAGAACAGGAUUGACCAGGAUUCACUCAAAAUCCCAGAGCAGAACCCGGCUGUGGAGGAGGCUGAGGAUGACCGGGAUAAACCCAAGCUGCUGGAGGAGAAGGAGGAGAUGGAGCAGCCACAAAUCAAGGUGCCCAUGGAGGUACCCAAGAGAGAGGAGGAGAGAGGAAAGCUGGAGGAGAAAGUGCAGCUUGACCGCCCUGAUCAAGGGAUUGCCCUGCCCGUGGGGGAAGCGCAUCGCCACGAGCCGCCCGUCCCGCACGACGAAGUGGUGGUGGACAUGGGGCGGGAGCGGGAGGAGUCCGAGGAGAAGAAGCUCAGGCCUGGAGGAGCCAACGAUGGUCGGCUCAAGCCAGAGCUGGAGGAACCGGCUGCCCUGAAUCCUCAGAAAGAGGCACUUGGCCCAAAACAAGGGCAGGAAGCGAUCGCUGAGAACCAACUGCGGGGAGGGACUGACGAGCCCGCUAAGAAUCCGAAGAACGUCCUGGAGGUGGUGGUGCAGCAGGAUGGCAGGCUGCCAUACAAAGAGCUGGAGCCAGACAAACAAGUGGUGGAAGCCAAGGCACAAGCUGCCAUGCCGGACGGUGAGAAGAAAGCUGAAGCUGCAGGUGACAGGGAGAAAUCAAAGCUCCAGCUCCCCAGGAAAGCAGAGGAGGCUGCAAACUCUGUGGAGAAGGAAGGUGACCCUGGUGAGAAGCAGGAGCUGCCUCUUCUGGAUAGAGCAGAUCAGCUGGAGCUGAGGGAGACCCGGAACACGGAGGAGAAGCUGCAGGAGAAUGUGGAGAGCAAGCUGGAGGAAGCAGGGCAGGCGAAGCUGCUGGAUCAUGCCAUGCUGCUGCAGGUGAUCAAAGAGCAGCAAGUGCAGCACAAGCAGCUCCUGGACCACCAGGCAAAACUGCUGGCUGUCAUUGAGGAGCAGCACAAGGAGAUCCACCAGCAAAGGCAGGAGGAGGGGGGAGAGGAGAAGCCAAAGCAAGCGGAAGCGCAGCCAGAGCCCCGGAGCAGGGAGGACAAGGGCCUGGGAGCUGGGCAAGAAGCUGCCAUGAAGCCACAGGGCAAAGAGGGGUUGGAGCAGCCCAGGCAGGGCCGGAAGCCCCUGGAGCCUGUGGAGCAGCACAGGGGGACUGCAGGAAAGCUGGACGAGGCUGGGCAGAGGCGUGAGAUUCCUGGGAUCUCUCCCAGGGAGCAGAAGGUGCUGCCACAGCAGAACGACAGAGCUAUUAAAAAUCCCACAGAGAACCAGGAUCCCCCUCGCAGGGAUGCCCAGCACAUUCCAGCAGCCAGAAACCACCUAGAGAAGAAGUCCUUGGCAGAGGAUUUAGGAGGAGAUCGUGAAGCCAAAGCUGGAAGAGAUGUCCACGAGAAGAAUUCCCUGAAAGCCGUGGAAGUAGCUACAGCUCCCAUCCAAAGAGAACAGCUGGGGGCUGCCAAAGUUCAGGGAGUAGCAGGAAAGAGUCUGGAAAGAGACUCAGGAAUCGACCUUAAAGCCAAAGCACUGAGUCAGGUGGAGCCCAAAGACCUGGCAGUUGCUCUGGACUCCUCCAGUAAGAGGGACGUGGCAGAGAGCGAGCAGCACCUACGGGAGCACCGGAGAGGUGCAGGCACCGAGGGCGCCGGGCGGCAGAACUGGCAGAGGGACAGGCAGGGGAGGGAGGAGGCUCCUCGGGAGAAGGUGGUGAACGUGGCCCAGGACGUGCAGGAGGAUCCCCGGGGCAAGCAGAGGCAUGGGGAUGGGAGCAUCUCAAACGAUGCUGAGAAGAAGCCAGGCCCUGAGAAUCCUCCUGUCCAAAAGGCUGAGGAAGGAGCAGCUGCCCAGGGGGAGCAGAAGCAGGACCACGACAUCAAACCCAACCGGGACCUGAAGCUGCAGGCGGACCUGGACCUGCGCCGGAGGAGGCGGGAGCUGCUGCCUGCCGAGGAGGAGGGGGCUGCACAGGGGGUCUUCAUUGGCCUGAACCCCCUCCCAGAUGUGAAGGUGAACGACCUGCGGAGCGCGCUGGAGACGCGGCUGCAGCAGGUGGCGGAGGGGGCCCCGCAGGUGGGUCACAGCCGGCAGAUCCACCCGGCCCCGCGCGCGGGCGGCGGCUGA